CCCAAAAAAUCGUCACACAUUCAGCCACUGGGGAGAGCGAGAGUGUUGAGACUUGACUGCAAAAUGCAAAAAACCAGUUAAGAAAUCACACGGGCGUGUGUGUUUUUGGCGACGACGACAACGACGCAUCAAUCGGCGAUUGCAUUCAAACGGUUUCAGACCAGACGGAAGAAUAACAUUUUUCAAUUUCUGUCCAAAUUACAAACAGUAUUAAAUUACAGUGAGGUGGUAGCAACAAAAAAAAUUAAAAAAUACAUAUAUAUAUAGUACAUAAAGAUACAUACUAUAUAGUAUAUAUGUAUAUGUAUAAUAUAUAAAGUAAAAGAUACAUAAUCUGAAAAAGAAAAAGUUGCAUUUUAAAACUCAAACAAUUUUCAAUAAAACCUAAAACAAAUAAAACGAUUUUUCAAGAAAAUGUCCCUGAUACCGUUCAUUUUGGAUUUGGCAGAUGAACUCCAUGAGUUUAGCCGUUGCCUGGCCAAUGGUAUAGAUAUUAAUGACUUUGGUUUUGGUCUUUAUACUGGCACGGAUCAGCAUCAGCAGCCACAACAGCACCAGCAGCAGCAACAACAACAGCAGCAACAACAACAUCAGCCCCAAACCAGUCCCAGACGUAGUCGCACCUCAUCUUUUUCAUCGUUUUGGAUGCCCUCGAAACGUCAUCAUCCUUAUAAUCGCAUUAAAACGGCUUGCUGUGCCAAAUCUGGCGAGGAAACGGUUGCUGGUACUCCGGAAAAUUCCGGCAAGGAAGCGUCAGGUUCUUCGAGUGUUGUUGGAGCUGGUGGUGGUACACCGGGUAAAUCGGCCUCAUAUUCGGUGGUCAAUAAGAAUGGCUUCCAAGUAAGCAUGAAUGUUAAGCAAUUUGCACCGAAUGAGCUGUCGGUGAAAACAAUCGAUAACUGCAUUGUGGUCGAAGGCAGACAUGACGAUAAGGAAGAUGGUCAUGGCGUCAUUUCGAGGCAUUUUGUACGCAAGUAUAUGUUGCCAAAGGGUUACGAUCCCAAUGAUGUGCUCUCGACUUUGUCUUCGGAUGGUAUAUUAACGGUAAAGGCUCCACCACCACCACCGCCGACUGCUAAAAAUGACGAACCCAAUGAGCGGAUUAUAGAAAUUCAGCCGACACCAGGACCAACCCCAGUAUUGGUGGUGUCUGCAAAGGAUAUAACAGUAAAAGAAACAUCGAAGAAAUUACCAACAACGCCAUCGGCUCGUUUGGAGUGCCAGUUGCCCGAAAAGAGACAAAAACUGGAUUUACCUCCAGAAACAGAGCCAGAGGAGUCUGUAACUUCUUCAGCACCAAUACCAACAACAAAUACAGUCAAUGAAACUGAUGCAGCAUCAGUUGUUGUAGCAGGAACAGAAGAAGUUGUAAACGACGAUGUUGAAAUGGAAAAAGCCGAUGAACAAAUCAACGAAAUUGUGCUUAAACAGACGGAACAACAACAACAAUCAAAUGUUGAGGAAAUUGAAAAGAAUGAUGUAGAGAAAAAAGCUGAAAACAUUGAACAAGCGGAAAAACAAAUUGCUGCUAAGAAACAGGAAGAACAGGCUGAAAUUGUUGAUGAGACUGAGAAAAAAUUACUGGAUGAGUGCAUGUCCGAUUCGAAUGGUGAUACAAAAAACGUUUGUGAAAAAAUGGAAGAGUCUACAAGUAUUACAGAUGCAACAAAAGCAGCAACAGAGAAAACCAACGAGUCUGCGGCUGCAACUAAAUUGGAAGAGAGUUCGAAUGAAAAAUCUAAUGUGGCAAAAAUGGAGGUAGAUGAAGAAGUUGAUAAAGAUGUUGGCCAACGUAAAGAUAAUGUUGCUAAGAAAACAGACAAUACAGAAAUCUUUGUAGCCAUUCUUAAAACGUGUAGCGUAAAAACGGCUGUUAAACCAGCUGCUACAGCGGUGGGAGCAGCUGAUUCUGCAAAACAGAAAAAAGAAACAGAGACAACUAAUAACACAGAUACUUCCAGCAGCAGCAGCACCACCACCACUACUACUAACACUACCAACAAUAACAACAAUACCAGCACAAAUAGCAACAACACUAACACAACCACGAAUAAUAACUUGACUUCCACUGAUGUUGCCACAGAAAACUCGGCAAAAGAUGUUAAAGAUGGAAAUGGUGUUGUAACCGGCGAAAUUUCAGACGAUAUUCCAAAGUCUGCUAAUACAGACAGUGAUUCUGCUGCUGCUACAGCUACAGCUAAAAUUUCUACAGACAACAGCAGUAAGGCUGAAUCUGUGGCCGAUGGUGAUGUUGAAAUGGAAACAGCUGUAUUGAGUACUGACACAACAACUACUACAACAAACAUUAUUGAUAAUGUUGCUCUACUCAAGGCUGCAACAGCUGACCCAGCCGAUAUAACAGACAACAAUGCUGAGCAAAAUGACAUACUCACCGAAUCCAUGGAUGGCAUAACAACUACCGCAGACUCAAACACAACCGCAACCACAGUCGACAAUGUUGAGUGUUCACUGUUUGCAAAAAAAUCACAUUUAGGUAAUGGCAAUAAUACAACAGCAACACCACUAGUGGCUACCGAAGAAAUGGCCAAUUAAAAAAUGUCUACACUUUUAUUUUUUAUCCUGACAACCUUUUCCCUUCUCCUAUACAAACACCCCUCCCCACAAACAACAACAGACUUAUUUAAAAUGCAGAGUUCCAGCAGGAACGAAUGAAAGAAAAAACGAAUGAACGAACGAUUUACGAUAGAGUUAAAAAAAUGAACAAAAACUGAAAAUUUUAGACGAGAUAAAGAGAAACUGACAAGAGUAUUUAACAACUCUCAUAUGAGUUACUCGAAAAUACAACAACUACUUAUACUAUAGUACUAAACUCUAAGAAAAAAAAGACAAAUUCUACAUGUAGUAGCAAAAAAAAAAUAAUAAUAAAAAUUAAAUUUAAAAAAAAUUACUGUCUGCAAAAUGUUAGAAAUCAGCAGCAGCGACAGUAAAUGCUUUUUUAAACAAAUAAAACAAAUUAUAUUAUUAUAAUUAUAAUAAAUUCGUUUCUUAUUUGUGAACAAUUUUUUUUUUUAUAAUUUUGUUUGUAAUGUCUCAUAGUAUUUCUUUGGCUGACUAAGACUGCCGUCAAAUUUCCUAUAUUUUUAAAGAAAUUAUUCCUAAUUUUUUUUUUUUAAUAAUUUUUUUAUAUACAUAUAUAUUUUUUUAUUUAAACAUUU
Lucilia cuprina (Australian sheep blowfly) is the source of this 3176-nucleotide messenger RNA. Its product is annotated as heat shock protein 67B1. The coding region runs from base 415 to 2553 and encodes 712 amino acids. The record is from RefSeq and is a predicted model, not a curated record. Gene Ontology annotation, molecular function: protein folding chaperone. Gene Ontology annotation, biological process: protein refolding; response to heat. The transcript has a single exon. NCBI's taxonomy places the organism in Eukaryota, Metazoa, Arthropoda, Insecta, Diptera, Calliphoridae.